Molecule: messenger RNA, 583 nt
Organism: Pseudomyrmex gracilis
Lineage: Eukaryota; Metazoa; Arthropoda; Insecta; Hymenoptera; Formicidae
Product: huntingtin-interacting protein K
Exons: 3
Coding region: 26-394 (122 amino acids)
Biological process (GO): protein stabilization; negative regulation of apoptotic process
Source: RefSeq, a predicted model, not a curated record
GCAUAUACAUAACUCACAUGUGAAAAUGGCGGAUGAAGAUGUAAACGGGGACCAUGGGGACUCAGAUGACGUUCAGCAAGAAAAGUCGCAGAAAAAAGCUGCCAAAUAUGAUAGCGGAGCUGCAGAUUUAGAAAGAGUUACUGAUUAUGCGGAAGAGAAGGAGAUUUCAUCCUCUGAUGGAUUUUCUUGCGCUCUGAGUAUCAUCGGUGAUCGUCGAGAUAAGGAAGCUGCAGAAAAGAAAGCAAAAGAAAAAGAACUGCUCAAAGUAUCCAUAAAAAAGGAGGAUGUAGAUUUAAUCAUGAAGGAGAUGGAGAUCAGUAAAAAUUUAGCAGAACAAAUUCUUCGAGAAAAUAGAGGGGACGUUGUAGAAGCAUUAGUCACAUUAACUAAUUGAUAUUGUACAGAACAUUUAUUACUAUCUAACAUCUUCACCUCAGAAUUCCACUGUAUAUUAAGCAAUUUUUAAAAGCCUCAAUUAUCAAUACGUGUUAAUAUAUAUGUAUUACACAAUGUAAUAAGACCAAUACUAUACUUUAUUUGUUUUAUCUAUUGUGUAUUUAUAAAAAAAAAAAAAAAAAAAAAA